AUUUGUAAUUUAAUAGUAUAGACAGUUAAUAGAAAUGAAGUCCGAUCGGUAGUUCCGCCGCGGACUGCGUCACCAUCAUCGGCCAGUAAUAGUUGUCUGAGGGCCGCCAGGUCGCCUGCCGCCCGGCGCCGCUCGUCAGCACGAGGCGUCUGACGUGUCGACCUACUUCAGCGCGCGGUGCGUGUGAUGCCGGUGGAUACGCGCGAGACCCGACGUGAGGUCUGCCCCCACCUCGCUGUUCGCUACAAUUUCACAACAACAACCUUCCGACCCGCCGCUGCUCUGUUAUGAGCGCGAACAUUGGACCUCUUUUUCUAACACCAUUCACCUUACGCGUGUCGUCUCAUCUCACGCGUUUAAAGAAAACCCGUUACUUUUACCUGCAAAAAGACUCUAUCUGCAGUUGUUAGCAGACAGACCUAUCACCGAUCUACAGCCUCGCUCUGACGCGGCGUUUCUGUGAGUGUUGAAGCGAGACAGAAAUAAGUUGUACGAAUCCAACACAGCAUACCGGUGCUGCAAGUUUUUGACAGUUUCUUCAUUUCAAAGUUGGCGGAGUGAUACCUCUAACGUCAUGUUUGUUUAUUAAGCGUUAAUUAAAUUUGCAAAAAUAAUAAUAAAUAGAAAUAAAGUAUAUGUAAAAGGUUGAGUGGGACGUAUAACAUUCGAGUGAGAACCGUGUCAGCGGUGCGUGCUCUGUGCGCGAGUGUACAUCGAGGAAUAGGAAAUGGCAGAGAUCCUGCCGCGGCGAGGGGCGGACAGCUGGCCCGUACCCCUGCUGCUGCUUGCCGUGCUGCAUCACGUCACGGCACAGCACGUGAACCGCGCGCCUCACUUCGUGCCGCAAGUCGGGGACAUGUCUCACUUCACGCUCGCAGAGGACACGCCGGUCGGGACUCCCGUUUAUCAACUCAAAGGCAUCGAUCCGGAGAACGAUCAACUACGGUACUCGAUAUCUGGGCAACACUUGUCGGUGGACGCACUGAGUGGCGUGGUGACCCUCGUGCGGAGCCUCGACCGUGAGGAGCUGGACCAGCUCGAGGUCAUCAUCAGCAUCACUGACGAGGCCAGGGAGUCAUCGGAGCCGAACACCGUGUCUCUGAGGCGCGUGAUCCCGGUCACCGACGUCAACGAUAACCCGCCCGUCUUCCUCAAUCGGCCCUACAUAGUGAACAUCAGCGAGGCGGCCCCGGUGGGGGCAGAGCUCCAGAUAAAUCCAAAAAUACUAGUAACAGACCGAGACGCCGGACUAAACGCAAAUCUCCUGGUGACGUGUUCCACCCGGGAGAAGGGCAGCGACGCUGAGGCGUGCGCCACCUUCAGGGUCGAGACUGUCGUGUUAUCGUCGAGCGAGUACGAGGUGCGGCUGUUCGUGGACGCCGCGCUGGACUACGAGCGCAGGUCGGCGUACGUGGUGACGCUGCAGGCCGCCGACGCGUCCGAGUCCCCGCUGCGCGCCGCCGCCAGCGUCGCCGUCGCCGUGCGGGACGAGCAGGACCAGCCGCCCGUCUUCCUCAACGCGCCCUACUCCGCCACCGUGCCAGAGAACACGCCCACAAACACCAGUAUACUAGAAAUAAUAGCAAAAGACGGUGACACAGCCAACCCGAGAGCAGUUCUUUUAACUAUUGAGGGUGAUACGGAAGGGUACUUCAAGUUGGUCCCCGAGAAGCCACUAGGGCGCGGUGUACUAGUCACUUCUGAUAAUCCAAUCGACAGAGAAAGUGAAACUGUUUUACAAAACGGAGGAGUCUAUACUUUCUUCAUAAAGGCUACCGAACUAAUAAACAACGAAGUGCCCUCGGACUACACGGUGACUUCGAUCACCAUCAUAGUGACGGACGUCGAUGAUCACGCUCCGAGAUUCAAUAAAGAUGUCUUCGAUAUUUCAAUACCUGAAAACAUAGAAAACGGCAGCCCCAUACCAGGACUAUCUAUUUACGUUGAAGAUGAUGAUAUCGGACAAAACAGUAAAUACGACUUGAAGUUGCGGGACGUGCUUAAUUCGAGAGAUGUAUUCGCCGUGACUACGGAACACGGCGAAGGACGAACGCCAAUCACCAUCAAAGUAACAGAUUCUUCCCGCUUAGACUACGACGUAGACAGUGAUGAAGGCAGGUUGUUCAGUUUGGACAUAGUGAGUUCACUGAAUGACGUGGAGCUCUCGGCGGCUAGAGUCAAUAUUAAACUUUUAGAUGUCAAUGAUAACGCUCCGGUUUUCGAACGGGCAACUUAUAAAUUCGAUACUUUAGAAAAUACUACCAUUGGGUCAAAGGUAGGAGACGUUGCAGCGACAGACAAAGAUUUCGGUAUAUUCGGAGAACUUGAGUAUACUUUGACUGGCUUCGGAUCCAAUCUAUUCAAUACUGAUAAGCAAAGAGGUGGAUUGUAUGUCCAGCAAGAGUUGGACUAUGAGAAACAAAAGAGUUACAGUCUAACACUUUUCGCUAAAGAUGGCGGAGGUAAAAGCUCAUCCACUAGUAUCUUCAUCGAUGUGUUAGAUGUCAACGACAAUGCUCCUAUAUUUGAGGCAACCGAGUACACCAGGACCAUCAGAGACGGCGCCACCAGCUUCGAGCCACAACUCGUUCUGCGAGCUAUAGACGUCGAUGGGCCGACUCAAGGAAAUGGUCGCAUUAAAUAUUCAAUAGAAUCUGAUAACAGCAUUAACAAUAAAGGCAGGGCGUUCGAAAUAGAUGAAGACACCGGAGAGCUCAGCAUUGUGGAUAAGUUAGAUAGCAUGGACACUCCGAGGGGACAAUAUGAACUUAUUAUUCGAGCAACUGAUUACGGCAUACCGGCCCUUCAUAACGACACUCGAGUCUAUAUUAGAGUCGGAGUCCCGGGAAAUCAACGGCCUACGUUCAAAGGGAACUAUCAUCUGUACAAACACACCGGGAACAAUCAGACUCUAGAUAAUACUAAUGAAUACUCGUUUGAUCUGAAUCCUAUGAACUACAAAGCAACUAUUAAAGAAAAUGCAAAGCCGGGUGACACCGUGACCAAGGUGACUGCCAGCGACCCGGACGGGCUCGACGCGCUGCUCGUGUACUCCAUCGUGUCCGGCUCCAAAGACAACUUCGUUAUUCAUGAAAAAAGUGGACUGAUAACCGUAUCGAGCGACGCGAACCUGGACCGCGACGUGAGUCCGGAGCGCUACGAGCUCGUGGUGUCGGCCGUGGACAGCGGCACGCCCCUGCCGGAGACCGCCACCACCACGGUGCUCGUGCUCGUACAAGAUGUUAACGAUAAGCCGCCCAAGUUCAAUUUCACGGAGUCCUCCACGUACAUCUCUGAGAAGACCAAAGUCGGUGACGUUGUCGCUAAGAUAGUAGCGUUCGACACUGAUGUCAGUUCAAAACUUAAGUACAGUAUUGUGAAACCGAUGAGAGCGCUCUCUAAGGCUGGCGUCCAGUUACAGCCAAACUCACCCUAUGAUUACGCCAACUUGUUCCACAUCGAGGAGGACACCGGGGAAAUCCGGGUCAACGGAACUCUGGACUACAAUCAAGCCAGCAUAGUUAUUCUAACCGUAAAGGUGAUUGACGUCAACGCCGAAAUAGAUAAAGACAAACAGUUUGCCACCAUCGAUCACACGAUCUACAUACAGCCUUAUGCUGAUAAAAACCCCCAGUUUACGAAUCCUGGUUGGAGUACGUCGCGGCCCUUGAUUUAUCACAAAAUUAAAGAAGACCAACCUAUCGGGAGCACCGUGCUCGUUCUCGCCGCUGAAGACCCAGUCUCGGGACAUCUGGUGUCCAACUACAAAGUUAUCAAUUCAGAGACGGAAUUACUUCAAGUGGAUCCUCUAACGGGGCAAGUGGUUCUGACUAAGCACCUAGACUACGAGGAACUCACCAGCCCGAACCUAACACUGACCGUGAAGGCCACGAGUAGUGACGGCGCCCGGCACAGUGAAGCUAAGAUAGUAAUUGAAGUCAUCAACAUUAACGACAAUCCACCGAUAUUCGAGAAAGAGGUUUACAGAGUGAGCGUUCUUGAAUCUGUGAAGCAUCCGGAACAUAUCGUGUCGGUGAAAGCAAAUGACGCAGACGCCGUUCUUACUGAACAAGACAAACUUGAGGGAUAUUCGGAUAUACGGUAUGCACUGCGCGGAGAGAAUUCAGAGCUGUUCACCAUCAACAACGUCACAGGAGCGAUACAGAUAGGCGCAGACAAGCAUCUGGACCGGGAGCGGCAGUCGGUGCUGCGCGUGCUGGUGGAGGCGAGUGACGUGCCGCGCGGAGGCGCCCUCCGCCGCACGGCCGCCGCGCUGCUGCUCAUAGACGUGCUCGACGUGGACGACAACGCGCCCGCCUUCGACAAGUCCCUCUACACCGCUGUAGUUCCCGAGAACGUGCCGGUGGGAAUGGGCGUGAUCAACGUGACGGCCACCGACCCUGACGAGGGGCUCGGGGGGGAGAUCCGAUACGAAUUCCUUGACGAGGGGGAAGCUGCAGGCUUGUUUAGCAUCGAGCCGCGGUCGGGGUGGGUUCACACAAGCGGCGCGCUGACCGGGCGAGGCCGCACGGCGCCGUACCGGCUGCUGGUGGGCGCGACGGACGCCGGCGGACACGCGGCUGACGCGUCGCUUGCCGUCUACAUCGGUGACGUCAGCGCUAACGAUGGCGUGCCGCGGUUCAUCCGGCCCGCUCCUGGAGAACUACUCACCGUCAACGAGAACACAGCGCCGGGCACUGUGGUGUACGAGGUGGUGGCGACGGACCCAGACGACCCCACGCAGCCCUCCGGCCAGCUCCACUACUACAUCCAGCAGAGCGAUGACCUCACUCCCGCCUUCACCAUCGAGAGGCGGACCGGUGUACUGCGCACGCGCGGCGCGCUGGACCGCGAGCGGCGCGCCGAGUACGCGCUGGUGGUGGUGGCCGAGGACGCGGGCCGCCCGCCGCUGCGAGCCACCGCGCUGCUGCGCCUCGCCGUCGCCGACCUCGACGACCACAAGCCGCACUUCGCCAGGAACCUCGACGACCCUCCAGUGGUGAUGUUGGUGCAAGAGGAAGUCCCAAUCGGUACCGAAAUCGGGAGGCUGCGAGCCAUUGAUGAAGACAUCGAAGAAAAUGCAGCGAUCGACUACGCCAUCAUAUCGGGCAACGAGCUGGGCGCCGUGCGGGCGGAGCGCACCACCAGCAACGAGGCGCGGCUGGUGGCGGCCGCGCGGCUCGACCGGGAGCAGCUGGACCGCCUGCUCAUCACCCUCAAAUGUUUCAAGCACGGAACCACCCCGACACUCACCGACGCAUACAACAGACUGGAUCCGUCGCAUAUCCAGGUGUUGAUAAAGGUGGAAGAUUUGGACGACAACAUACCCGAGUUCGUGGGCGGGAACGUGACGGUGGGCGUGCGGCUGAACGUGGCGCCGCACACCGCGGUGGUGACGCUGCGCGCCGCCGACGCCGACCCCGGGGCCGCCCCCCUCCGCUAUCUCCUCGCCGCGGCCUCCUUUCAGUCACCUAUUCAGGAGAAGUCGUUGUCCAAUGUUAGUGAUGUAUUUUCACUGGACAACGUGACCGGAGAGCUGAAGAUCGUGCAAAACCUCAUUCACUACGCGGACGGGAUAUUCAGGCUGCGGGUCCUGGCUUGUAAUUCGGACGAGGCCGAUCGUUGCGGACAGGUGUGGGUCGAGGUGACAGUGGUUCGCGAGCGAGAGCUGCUGCGGCUGGAGGGCGCGGGCUGGUCGCGGCGGAGGCUGGGCGACCUGCAAGCUGCACUGGACGCAGUGCUGGCACCCCGAGCUCUUCGACUCCAACUGCAUCUGCACGAUGCCGCCGCACACACGCAUCUCGGGCCGUGCUUCCAACUGCGCUCGGUGGAGACGGGCAGCGCCCAGACGGCGCGCGCGAUGCUGGCGACGUUGCGCGCGCUGGACGCGGACGUGCGCCGCGUGCUGGAGCAGUACUCCGUGCGCAACGUGACGCGCUGCGGCCCGCCGCCCGCCCCGCCCCGCGCCGCGCACACCGCCCUCCUCGCCCUCGCCGCCGCGCUGCCCCUGGCCGCCCUCCUCACCGCCGUCACGCUGUGCUGUAUGCACGAUGCCGCAAAGAAAAGUUCCCGCAAAGACUUGGUAGGGGUUGCGCCGAGCCGCCUCUACAGCGAGCCGCUCUACUCGUCCUGACGCGCGGCGGUCGCCCCGGACUCUCGACAGGACUAAUGCGACCAACCAACCACCAGCAAAACUCUCCCCGCGUGGGUCUCUUCGCCUAAGCUACGUUGAUGCGUUAACUUUCGAUAUUCGAAAUCAAAAUAACCUAAUGACCUCGCCAGAACAUCAGCAAAUAUAUAUAUAAUUGUAUCAAACGUUUGAAUCCUUAAUUACGCUAGUUUAUUGUUCGUUGUGAUCAGCCAUAAUUAGUACGAUAUCUCUAGAGCACUGCACUGUGCGAGCUGUCGUCGCGAACUACGCGUAACUAAGGUUGCCUGUCCACCGGAGCGGAGCGAGGCAGUGAAGCGGAGAAACGAAGAAAUAUUAAUCAAUAAGACUGCACAAAAUCUCCGCUCUUUAGUGGACAAGGAGUUGCGAGCUAGUUUAAAAAUUCAUACAAAACCGGUAAGCGGAGUGGUAUAGCGGAGCGAGGCAGCGGAGCGGGGAAGCGAGCGCGGGUGCGGGCGCCCGCAGUGUGAACUGACUCGUCACCUAGGUACUAAACUCCGCACCGCAUUACUUUUUCGCUCCGCUCCGCUCCCUCGCUCCGCUCCGGUGAACAGACACAGUACGCAACUCCGCUCCGCCUUACUCCGUUGCUCCGCUCCGCUGCCUCGCUCCGCUCCAGUGGACAGGCAGCCUAAGACUCCUCUGAGUCCUCUGACUGAGAAAAUUUAACAAAUAUUAAUGUAUUUAUAUUUAUGCACUUGCACGGUACAUUAGAUACGCAAACGUACAUGCGUAUUGAUGUAGAGAUUCUGAUAGUUAGUGUUAACGAGUAGGUACUAGUUGUAAUGAAUAACUUUGGGUGGCGAUGUUUCUGUCCAAAACUCCGACAAAACAAUGUGAUAUAAUAUGUUUAUUGAAAUUUAACAAAUUACAUUCUAAGUCAUGACGAAAUAAUGUACAUACAUAUAUUAGUAUUUACCAGAUAUAAUAAAUAUUUUUUUUAAGAA
Molecule: messenger RNA, 7116 nt
Organism: Bombyx mori (domestic silkworm)
Lineage: Eukaryota; Metazoa; Arthropoda; Insecta; Lepidoptera; Bombycidae
Gene: Cad74A
Product: cadherin-87A
Exons: 25
Coding region: 728-6133 (1801 amino acids)
Biological process (GO): homophilic cell-cell adhesion
Cellular component (GO): plasma membrane; catenin complex
Molecular function (GO): calcium ion binding; cadherin binding
Source: RefSeq, a predicted model, not a curated record